Molecule: messenger RNA, 3561 nt
Organism: Centropristis striata (black sea bass)
Lineage: Eukaryota; Metazoa; Chordata; Actinopteri; Perciformes; Serranidae
Product: E3 ubiquitin-protein ligase TRIM39-like
Exons: 1
Coding region: 2-1801 (599 amino acids)
Molecular function (GO): zinc ion binding; protein binding
Source: RefSeq, a predicted model, not a curated record
CAUGGCCUCAGCCUGCAGCCUCCCGUGUGAAGAACAGCUCCUGUGUUCCAUCUGUCUGAACAUGUUCACUGAGCCUGUCUCUACUCCAUGUGGACACAACUACUGCAAGACUUGUAUCACAGGGUACUGGUCCAACAGAGACCUGAUACAGUGUCCCCUUUGUAAAAAGAAGUUCCGCAAGAGACCACAGCUUCAGGUCAACACAGGGUUCAGAGAUAUGGUGGAGCAUUUCAACAACAUGAGGGUGAGGGGGGAAGAUGAGACACCUGCCAAACCAGGGGAGGUGACCUGUGACAUCUGCCUUGAGCCGAAGCUCAGGGCCCAGAAGACGUGUCUGGUGUGUUUGGCCUCGUACUGCCAGCUUCACCUGGAGCCUCAUCAGAGAGUCAAAACCCUGAAGAAGCACCAGCUGAUCGAGCCUGUGUCAAACCUGGAGGACAGGAUGUGUAAGAAGCAUGAUAGGAUGUUUGAGUUCUUCUGCUACAAAGACCGGAUGUACAUUUGUGUCAUGUGCUUGAAAGAAGAACAUGUAACACAUAAAGCUGUGCCGUUAGAGCAGGAGUUCAGAGACAGGAAAGUCGGCUUGGACGAUUUGGCAUCAAAGUUAAAAAACAUGGAAAACACUCAUUCUGAGGAUAUCAGGCGAAUCAAACAUUUUGUCAAACAGAGCAGGAAACAGUCAGAGAAAGAGAUAGCAGACAUCACUGAGGUUUUCACUGCUCUGGUGGUCUCUCUACAAAGCAGCCAGGCUGAGCUGAUCCAGGUGAUCCAGGAGAAGCAGAAAGAAGCAGAGAAGGAGGCUGAAGACUGUAUGACACCUGUGGAACAAGAAGUGGCUGAGCUGAGGGAGAAAAGAUUAGAAAUGGAGAAACUUUUACAAACAGAGGACCACUUCCACUUCCUGCAGAGCUGUCCAGUUCUCUCUUUCCCAAUAGAAAGUCUCAUGGGUAGAGCUGUACUCAACUCCAGCGAGCAAAUAGACCUCUCUGAUGUCAGUCAGCCAAGUUAUGUGAGGAUGGUGAAAAAGUCAGUGUCUCAGAUGGAAAAGAUACUCAGUAAUGAGAUGAAGAUGCUUGUUAAUAAGGUCAGGUUAUCUGAUGGCUUUGAGGCUGAUGAACAGUCUGAUACAGAUGAAGAGUGGACUCCACCUCGAGACAAACUGAUGAUGAUCCAGCAGAACGAUGCAGUGGAUGUGACUCUGGACCACUACACAGCCCUUUCCAGACUUGCAGUGUCUGACGAUGGGAAACAGCUGAGAUUUCGUGAAGGUCUACUACCAUCUCUUACUGUUUUCUUUGGAAACAGAUUUCAAAUUCGACCCUUUGUCCUCGGGAAAGAGGGGUUUUCCUCUGGCAGGUUCUACUACGAGGUUAGGGUGAGUGGGAGUAAAGGCUGGGUCUUGGGAGUGGCCAAAGAGUCCGUUAACAGGAAGAUAAACUUCAUCUGCCCUGAGAAUGGAGUCUGGACAGUUGGUAUGGUCAUCACCCACGAGGAAGAAGAAUAUUUCUGUGAUAACCCUGGUCACAUGUACCUGAGGCAAAACCCAAAGACAGUCGGUGUGUUUGUCGAUUAUGAGAAGGGAGAGGUCUCCUUCUAUGACGUGGAUGCCAGGACUCUGAUCUGCUCCUACAGAGGAUUAAACUUCAUGGAGAGCCCACCAAUUCUGAAAUCUCUUCUCUAUUCUAUGGCUGGUGCAUCUGCUAGUAGCAGACCAAAGCUCUACCCUUUCUUUGGUAUCUCUAAAAAUGAAAAUAAUCCUGACAACAUGCUCGAAAUCACUCCUGUAGCCCACACCACCUAAAGUGCCACAUAAAUCAGGCCAAACUAAUAAGUAACAUCUACCAUGAGGUGAUAUGUACUUCUCUACUGUUGGUAUUUCCAAUCAAAUUGUGAAAAAGGCGAAAUUUUAAAUGAACAAACACUUGGUGAUGAGGUUUUAUUUUAAAUUGCAGAGAAAGAUAGAAUGAUCAGUCAUGUACUGUAAAUAUAUACACGUUGCAAUAUUAGAUGUCACUACUGUUUAACCAGACUCUUUUUCUCAGAGAAUUUACUGUUGGAGGGAACAACAAGGAGUGAACAGUGGCAUCAUAGUGAACCCAAUUUAAUCUUGAAUACUAUCAAGAAUGCUUUUGAUCUAUAGGUUUAAGACUCAUCAUUUAGCCAAUCUACAGAAAAUUAACCUUUAUAAUUCCUUUGGCAAUAGAAUAAUCAUUUAACCCACUUUCAAUGGAAAAUUGCUUCUCAAAUGUGGAUAUUUGCCUGUUUUGAGAGUUAAAUCUUCAGGCUUUGUUUAGUUGGUUGGACCAACAUACAACUUAAAUAUGUAAAUUUUGCCUUUAUAAAAUCUGAUAGGUAUUUGUUAAGGUUUUCUGUCAUUUUAUAGACCAAAAAAAUAAAACAAAUAAACUGGGAUUACAUAGUCUGCAGGAAUGCAAUAUAUUUACAGUCGACAUUACUAACCACCUGCUUAGUGCUAAGUAUCAAUAAUACUGUUCAUCAGUGACGUUAGUAUACACCUGUGAGCAAAUUAUGUUAAUACUUUUAUGUUUUGAUUCCUUUAUGGUCACAUAAAGCCCAUAGUACUCCUUUCAUUUUUAAAUGCAAAUCCUCGGGAAAGAGGGGUUUUCCUCAGGCAGGUUCUACUACGAGGUUUGGGUUGGUGGGAGUAAAGCCUGGGUCUUGGGAGUGGCCAAAGAGUCCGUUAACAGGGAGAUAAACUUCAUCUGCCCUGAUGAAGAAGUCUGGGCAGUUCAUAUGUACAUCAGCAAGGGAGAGGCAUAUUUAAAUAAUGUCUCUUUUCAACAAAACCUGAUCCAAAGACCCCAAACAGUUGGUGUGUUUGUCGAUUGUGAGAAGGGAGAGGUCUCCUUCCAUGACGUGGGUGCCAAGACUCUGAUCCGCUCCUACACAGGAUGUAACUUCAUGGAAACUACACCAUCUUUUCUCCAUUUCCUGACUGGUGAAACUGUUUGUAGCAGAGCAAAGCUUUACCCUUUCUUUGGUUUCUUGACACCUGUAGAUGAUCUUGACAACAUCCUUGGAAUCAGUCCGAUAGCUCGCACCACUUAAAGUGUGAUAUAAAUCAGGGGAAGCUAAUGUGUAACUUCUACCACGAGUUAACAGUAGUAGCAACAUAACCAACGCAGUCUGAAACUUCUUCUUCAGCACCUUUAGCAUGCAACACACUGGACACUUCCCAUGAUUCACUGACACACCCUUGUGUUACAUCUUUAGACUGCACUACUACACAGCUCCUAACAUGAAUACAUAAAGUGAACUUUUAUGCUUUAUUCUUUUUUUCUUUGGUAUUUGAUGUAUGUCAUUUAACAGAACUGAUGUAAAUGUCUUAUAUGUAAUUAUGAUACCAUAACAUAAUUAGAAGUUGUAAUAAUAAAUUACAUUUUAGUCAGUUUAUUCCAUAAUGAGCAACACAUUUGCUUUUGGAAACUGUGUGAAGUACUUAUAUGGUGAAUUGUAAUAUGAUAACUUUUCUUCUAUACUGUAUAUUCCUCCUUUCCCACACUGUUGUAAGGUAACAUCAGCUUCAUCUAACAUGUGCUC